This is a messenger RNA of Emiliania huxleyi CCMP1516, 825 nucleotides long. RefSeq lists its product as hypothetical. The record is from RefSeq and is a predicted model, not a curated record. Gene Ontology annotation, molecular function: microtubule binding; beta-tubulin binding. Gene Ontology annotation, cellular component: axoneme. The transcript has 3 exons. The coding region runs from base 1 to 825 and encodes 274 amino acids. NCBI's taxonomy places the organism in Eukaryota, Haptophyta, Isochrysidales, Noelaerhabdaceae.
AUGGCGGACGGAUGGCGUCGAGGAUGCCGACCGCGGCAUGCGGACUUGCCCUUCCGCCGCUGGCUGCUCACCCCAAGCGGCCCCUCGCGGUGCACGCUGCUGCUCGAGACAGCGCGGCGGCACACCUACGCCCUUGAACUCAGCGCCAGUGGCGUUGCGCUCGUUCCGUCUUCCGAGUGCCCGGCCGAACUCGCCACAUUGGCCUCCACGCCGCUGGCGCCAGCGCUGUUGUUCCAUCGCUUGCGCGACGCCGGCGUCUGGCUCUGCCCGCACGACGCAGACGCUGAAGCGUUCAGCCAUGACCAACGGCCGCGACUUAAAGACCCAUCGCUCGAAGCUGAGGUGCACCGCGAAGCCUCGCGGCUCGCGGCUGGCGUCCGCUUCUGCUGGUCUCGUCGCAAUCAGUUGCUUGGGGCCGAGCGAGCAAUGCUGCGCGUCGCGCCUCCCCACACGCCUGCCGACACCGACCUCGACGAGGGGGACGAAGAAAACGUCAUGGAGUCCCCUGCUUGCGCCGACGCUGAUCCAUGGGCGGCCGAUGCGCCGUGGCAGUCUCUGCUUCACUCUCGAAUCGGCCCAACAGGAGGGGCGAUUGACCGUUACGUCGCUCUGGUCGACCCGUCCGAGAGCGAGACCGAUGCGGGCACCCGCCUGCUGGACGGUACGACGGCGCAUUCGACGCCAGCACUCUGCCUCGCGGCCGACCCCGCCGGCCAAUACGCCUCGGCGCUGGAGCAGAGUGCAUCCUCAGCGCACCUACUCAGGGAUCACGUGCGACAGGUGCUCGACGUCUUGAGACUGUGGUCGUUCACGCAGUCGGUAUGA